Trypanosoma cruzi is the source of this 1455-nucleotide messenger RNA. RefSeq names its product NADH-ubiquinone oxidoreductase, mitochondrial, putative. The record is from RefSeq and is a predicted model, not a curated record. The transcript has a single exon. Gene Ontology annotation, molecular function: 4 iron, 4 sulfur cluster binding; NAD binding; NADH dehydrogenase (ubiquinone) activity. The coding region runs from base 1 to 1455 and encodes 484 amino acids. NCBI's taxonomy places the organism in Eukaryota, Euglenozoa, Kinetoplastea, Trypanosomatida, Trypanosomatidae. Gene Ontology annotation, biological process: mitochondrial electron transport, NADH to ubiquinone.
AUGCUUCGUCGUGCUGCGGGUUUUUUUUCCUUAACGGUAUCGUUGUUGGAAAAGACACACGGUGGUUUAAAAGACCAAGACCGCAUAUUUUUGAAUUUGUACAAUGACUUUGGCACUGAUAUUACCAGCGCGGAGAGGCGAGGUGAUUGGUACCGUACGAAGGAUCUUUUGCUGAAAGGCCACGAUUGGGUGAUUGCGGAGAUGAAGGCAAGCGGAUUGCGGGGUCGAGGUGGCGCGGGUUUUCCAUCCGGGCUCAAGUGGUCUUUCAUGCCUAAAGUGAAGCCCGACGGGCGUCCAAGUUAUCUGGUCGUUAACGGUGACGAGUCCGAGCCGGGGACGUGCAAGGAUCGCGAGAUUAUGCGGCAUGAACCUCAUAAAUUAGUGGAAGGUGCCCUCAUUGCUGGAUUUGCGAUGCGUGCAAGGUAUGGAUUCAUCUACAUCCGUGGAGAGUUCUACAAUGAGUGGCGCAGCGUGGAGAGGGCGAUUCAAGAGGCAUACGCAAAGGGGUAUUUGGGCCGCAAUGCAUGUGGGAGCGGAUAUGACUUUGAUUUAUACACGUAUCGUGGAGCCGGUGCGUACAUUUGUGGUGAAGAGACGGCGAUGAUAUCGAGUCUUGAAGGCGGGCCCGGGAAACCGCGACUAAAGCCGCCAUUUCCAGCGAAUGUUGGUCUCUACGGUUGCCCCACCACCGUGACAAAUGCGGAGACCGUGUCUGUUUCACCGACGAUUCUUCGCCGUGGACCGCAGUGGUUCUCCUCGUUUGGUCGCAAGAACAAUGCGGGUGUGAAGCUUUUCUGCAUCUGUGGCCACGUGAAUCGUCCAUGUACGGUGGAGGAUGAGAUGAGCAUCCCGUUGCGUGAUCUCAUUGAGCGUCACGCCGGUGGGGUUCGAGGCGGAUGGGACAAUCUUCUUGCCGUCAUUCCCGGCGGCUCUUCCUGUCCGCUCAUUCCAAAGAGCAUCUGCGAUAAUGUUCUCAUGGACUAUGACUCACUUAAGGAGGUCCAGACAGGACUCGGCACCGCUGCAGUGAUUGUCAUGGACAAAUCAACGGAUCUUAUUGCCGCAAUCCACCGCAUUUCCAAGUUUUAUGCAAAUGAGUCCUGCGGGCAGUGCACUCCAUGCCGUGAGGGCUCCCCGUGGUUAGAAAAGAUGAUGCGGCGCUUUGUUCACGGUAAUGCCAAGAAGGAAGAAAUUGGUACCAUGCUUGACGUCUCGAAGCAGUUGGAGGGUCGUACUAUUUGUGCGCUGGCAACGGCAGCAGCAUGGCCUGUGCAGGGACUCGCACGACAUUUUACACCCAUGUUGGAGGAGCGCAUUGAGAGGUACUGGGAGGCAAAUCCACAUUGGGGGAAAUCGGGCUCACCGUGGCGUCGCUGGAAGACACACCGAUAUUACACAAUGCAAAAGGGCGAUAAACUGAACUGGGACGGCAAAAUUGUGCGGAAUUGGAAUUAG